ACGGCGCACGCAAUCAGAUUGGAAAUCUAAAAUUUUAGUCUCCCUCCCUCUCGCUCCCUCCGUCUCACGUCACACUUGCGUCUUCUCCAAUGCGAGAAUUUCUGUCUCUUCUUUGUGCUCUUCGUCUGUAAGCCCAUUUUCAUCGUAUCUAUAUUAAUCACCUACUUUAAACCUCGUAGCGAUUCAAUAGUUCUAGUGCCGCUCCUCAUGGUUCUGCAACCACAAUGACCCAGAACCCAUCGAGCCUGCAAUCAGAGGAAGAUAACAGGCCAUAUCAGGGUCGUCGUGGUGGAGGAACUGCCAUGAGAGUGAUUGUGCCUUUACAGGGAGUUGUUCAAGGCAGAGGAGGUCUCUUUUUGGGUUCUGUUAUUCCUUGUGCCCUCUUCUAUUUCCUUCAGCUCUACUUCAAGAGACCCCAUCGCACUCCCCCCAACUCCCCUCCUCCUCCCCCCUCUUCGGACGCCACUUCUUCUCCCCUGUGUUCGCCGUCUUCUUCUUCCGAUAAGCUUUCAGAGGUCGCUAUUCUGCCCCGCUCUCUUUCUCGAAUUCUUCUAUCUCCCAGGGGUGCGUUUUCCCUGCCGAAUCUCUCUGCUCGGGCUAAUUCCAUCGUUAAGGCCGAUAACUCUCCUUAUUUCCUGGGUCUGCACAAGCUUGCCGAGGAUUCAUACCACCAAAUCGAUAAUCCCAAUGGUGUUAUUCAGCUUGGUUUGGCUGAAAACAAGAUAUCUCUGGAUUUGGUUCAAGAUUGGCUUGAGGAGAAUGCGAGAGGGGCUAUAUUGAGAGGACACGAAGAUUGCAGGGAGUUGAAUAUCCGCGGGAUUACGGCGUGCCAACCUCACGAUGGAUCGGUGGAAUUGAAAGCGGCUGUUGCAGGAUUCAUGUCUCAAGUUAUGGAAAAUCCAGUUUUGUUCAACCCCUCUCAAGUGGUACUAACCACAGGUGCUACCCCUGCACUUGAAAUUCUUAGCUUUUGCCUAGCAGAUAGUGGAAAUGCAUUUCUUGUUCCUACACCUCAUAGCCCUGGCUUUGAUAGGGACAUAAAAUGGCGAACUGGCCUGGAGAUGGUACCUGUUCCCUGCCGUAGCACUGAUAAUUUCAGUUUAAACAUAACUGUACUUGAUCAAGCCUUCAAACAGGCAAAGAAACGUGGUCAGAAAGUCCGUGGAAUCAUAAUAACAAAUCCUUCAAAUCCUGUUGGAAAUCUGUUGAACCGGGAAACAUUAUAUAAUCUUCUGGACUAUGCCAGAGAGAAGAACCUCCACAUAAUCUCUAACGAAAUAUUUGCCGGGUCUACAUAUGGUAAUGAGGACUUUGUGAGCUUGGCAGAAAUACUGGAAACAGAAGAUGUUGACAAGGACAGGGUUCAUAUUGUAUAUGGUUUAUCAAAAGACCUUUCUGUUCCAGGUUUUAGGGUAGGUGUUAUCUACUCUUAUAACGAGAAUGUCCUGGCCACGUCUAGAAAAUUGGCAAGGUUCUGUUCCAUUUCUGCGCCAACCCAGCAAUUGCUCACCUCCAUGCUUCUUGAUCCAAGAUUUGUUCAAAAAUUCCUCGAGACUAAUCGAUGGAGACUUCAGAAAAUGUAUGAUACAUUUGUGGCCGGUUUGAAGCAGUUAGGAAUUGAGUGCUCUCAAAGUAGUGGCGGAUUUUACUGCUGGGCUGACAUGAGUAAGUUUAUCCGCUCUUACAGCGAAAAAGGAGAGCUUGAGCUGUGGGAUAGAUUGUUGAAUGUAUCAAAAAUCAGUGUGACCCCAGGAUCUUGUUGUCACUGUAUUGAACCAGGAUGGUUCCGUUUUUGUUUUACUAAGUUGACCGAAAGUGACAUCCCUGUAGUUAUGGAACGAAUUCGGAGAAUUUCCCAAGCUACAAAAUCCCACAGUUGAUAUGGCGUCAAUUGUUUGCUGUAAAUUUUGCUACAUUAUGUAUUCUUUAUUCUUUUGAAGAUGCUCACAACUGUUUUACACUGCUGCUGCUGGGGCAACAAUAAGCAGUUUGGUGGCAGUUGAAUUGAAUGAUAAAGGGCUAUGGUAUUCGGUGAGUUGCCGGGAA
Molecule: messenger RNA, 2046 nt
Organism: Prosopis cineraria
Lineage: Eukaryota; Viridiplantae; Streptophyta; Magnoliopsida; Fabales; Fabaceae
Product: 1-aminocyclopropane-1-carboxylate synthase 6
Exons: 4
Coding region: 225-1880 (551 amino acids)
Biological process (GO): biosynthetic process; amino acid metabolic process
Molecular function (GO): pyridoxal phosphate binding; aromatic-amino-acid:2-oxoglutarate transaminase activity; L-aspartate:2-oxoglutarate transaminase activity
Source: RefSeq, a predicted model, not a curated record